Messenger RNA from Synchiropus splendidus (mandarinfish), 3142 nucleotides. It is a transcript of the gene dnajc16, whose product is annotated as DnaJ (Hsp40) homolog, subfamily C, member 16. NCBI's taxonomy places the organism in Eukaryota, Metazoa, Chordata, Actinopteri, Syngnathiformes, Callionymidae. Bases 158 to 2533 code for a protein of 791 amino acids. The transcript is spliced from 15 exons. The record is from RefSeq and is a predicted model, not a curated record.
UGCUAGACGGCGCCUCCUUCUCUCCUGAUUCGAUAUAGCAGGUUAUCACUCCCUGGAGGAUUCUCGGGAUGCUACCGAAUAUAAUCUCAUAAUACUGUGCCGUUUUCUCUGCUGCUAAAGACGGAACACUGAAGACGGCCGGGGGCUUCACCUGAAAAUGUGGCGUAGCACCGGUUGCUAUCAUCCUCUUCAGGCAACUGUAAUGGCCGGUGCAAGGAUGAUAUAUGUGUUUGUGGUGAUCGUGGUGGUCCUUUCCGUGAGGACAGCGUCACAAGUUCGCCCUGAGGUGGACCCCUACAAGAUCUUAGGGGUGACCCCGAGUGCAAGUCAAGCAGAGAUCAAGAAAGUCUACAAGCGUCUCGCGAAAGAAUGGCACCCUGACAAAAACAAAGAUCCUGGUGCAGAAGAGAUGUUCAUCAGGAUCACCAAGUCUUACGAGAUACUGUCCAAUGAAGAAAAACGUGCCAAUUAUGACCGCUAUGGUCAGACGGAUGACACGCAGCCUUAUGGCCGUGGUCACUAUGGCCAUCGCCAUAGUAGCUUUGACUUUGAAGAGUCUUUCUUCAACUUCCCUUUCAAUGCCAAGAACCAACGGGACUUUGCUGACAACAAAUACACCUUGCACUAUAGCCAGUACGUCAACGACGUGGUGCCGGACAGCUACAAGAGGCCGUACAUGAUCAAGAUCACGUCCGACUGGUGCUUCAGCUGCAUCCACAUUGAGCCUGUGUGGAAGGAGGUGGUGCAGGAGCUGGAGAACCUAGGUGUUGGAAUCGGUGUGGUGGAUGUUGGCAAUGAGAGGCGUUUGGCUAACCACCUCGGCGCUCACCGCACUCCGUCGAUCCUCGGCGUCAUCAAUGGGAAGGUGACGUUCUUCCAUUAUGCUGUAGCCAGAGAGCACCUGAGACAGUUUGUGGAGGAUCUUCUUCCUCAGCGACUUGUGGAAAGGAUCAGUGACAGCAACAAUGAGCAAUUCUUGAAGGGCUGGCAUGAGCUCAACAAGCCCCACGUGCUUCUUUUUGACCAAGUGCCUGCAGUUCCGCUGCUCUACAAACUCACAGCUUUUGCCUAUAAAGACUACAUGAACUUCGGCUACGUGGAUCAGGGCUUGACCGAGACCGUCAACUUGCAGAAGCAGUUCAAUAUCAACACAUAUGCGCCGACCUUGUUGGUUUUUAAAGAGAAUAUCGACAAGCCUGCUGAUAUCAUACAGGCGAAAGGAAUGAAGAAGCAGAUCAUCGACGAGUUUAUGUCCAACAACAAAUUCCUUUUCGCGCCGAGGCUGGUAAAUCAGAAAGUCUUCGAUGAGCUCUGCCCCGUCAAGCAGUUCCAUAGAAGAAGGAAAUACUGCGUCCUGCUGAUCACCGGCGAAGAGGAAAACUUCACUGCUGGAAACCUGGAAUUCCUGUCGUUUGCUACUGUGAACGUCAGGGAUGUGGUGAGGUUCGCUUAUGUGUACCAGCGACUGCAGCAACCGCUGUGCAACACACUGAUGCAGGGCAAGGACAGCGCUCAGUUCCACUCACAGGUGUUCAUCCUGGAGCGACGCAAUGCUGCGGGGAAAGCUUUUUUCAAGCCAGUGACUGCUUGGAAUGGCAGUGAAGAGGAGAAGCAACUUCUUCUGGAGGAGCUGAAUCGGCUUCACAAAGACCCUUCCAUUCUUGUCCAUGAUGCCAUGUUGCCUGAGCUCAACAACGAGUUUGCUGCUAUGUUUCUAGUCCGAUGGAUUUAUGCUUCAUAUAAUUACCUCUCAGAAGUCAUCGAUGACAUCCUACACAAUAACUGGCGCGACAUGAUGCCGCUCUUAUCCCUCAUCUUCUCAGCCUUAUUUAUCUUGUUUGGAACGGUGGUCAUCCAGGCCUUCAGCGACUCCAGUGAAGAUAAACUGACAAAACCAAAAGCUGGGGUGAAGACUGAGAAUGAGUCUGGAGCUGGAACAGGCCGCCCUCCAAAAAAGAACUUUGUGGAGGUGACCGAGCUCACUGACAUCACUUAUAUAAGCAACCUGGUGAAGCUCCGACCGGGACACAUGAAUAUUGUGCUGGUGCUCACCGACGCCACCAAGAACAUCCUGCUGAGCAAGUUUGCCAAAGAGGUCUACUCUUUCACAGGGAGUCUGACGCUCCAUUUCUCCUUCCUCAAUAUUGACAAGCACAUUAAGUGGAUGAGCAUGCUGCUGGAGCACGCCCCAGACUGUGCACAGGUGGAUGCCGACGAGGAUGCUGGGAGCAACCCCAAGACGGACUACACCGGCUUUGUCAUGGCUCUUAAUGGCUACAAAAAGUAUUUCUGUCUCUUUAAGCCUGUCUACACGGGUGAAGACCUCGACGGCAAGUCGCCCGAGGAUGAUGGAGCGAGGUUGAAGCCUCACUCGUCGAGCAAAUCCAGCCGGUCCCGGAACAUAUCCACUCUGCAGAUACAUCACAAACUGGAUCGACUCGGGUUGUGGAUGGAGAGGCUGAUGGAGGGGACUUUGCCUCGGUACUACAUCCCGGCUUGGCCAGGACUCGACAUGAUCACUUCACCGAAAUGAACGGAUGAGAGGUGUUGUUUUGAAGACGUCCGGAGUGCAGCCGCCGCUGCACUAGUGUAGCAUCAUCUGCAGUAGCAUCGCAUGCUUUUUGCUGUGUGAGCAGAAACAGGUCACUGUGGACUUAAUAAGCACAUUAAAAAAAGAUCCUAGUCAUUUAUAAAACUGUGAAAAAGGAGAUGCAUGUCUCUGAAUGUCCCUGCCUUUUUACUGUACUACUGGCUUGUGCAAUACAGUCAUGACAUGACUCUGUAUCCCUCCUGUCUUGAAUGACACUUGGAGCCAAGUGAAAGGAACGUGGUUGGACUGUAGCCUGAUUUCCGUUUUGUUAUGUUGAUAUUGUUCGUGUGAAUAGCUCUGAAUAGACAUUAUUAUUAUUAUUAAUGUAAAUGGAGGUAGGUAGCACACUAAAUCACUUUAAUGUUCUAUUAACGUGUCUGUUUUACAAGUUUUCCUAACACGUUUUCUUGUACUUCAAUUUCUAUCAUCGAUAUCUUUGUGGGUGACAACAGUUGAACUGUUAUUGAUGGGGCCUCUUCUUCAGGGCUGCAUGGUGACCAUGAAGAAAACAGCUGAGAUGGUUUCUGUAAAAAUAAACUGUUUUGAAAAAGA